This is a messenger RNA of Solanum dulcamara, 927 nucleotides long. RefSeq lists its product as uncharacterized. The transcript has 3 exons. The record is from RefSeq and is a predicted model, not a curated record. Lineage: Eukaryota; Viridiplantae; Streptophyta; Magnoliopsida; Solanales; Solanaceae. The coding region runs from base 343 to 681 and encodes 112 amino acids.
GUUUGGCGGAUUGAAAAAUAUUGCACAAUAGUUUGCCCCGGGAUUUGGUGUCUCACUUCAGUUCUUUACAUUUUUCCUGGCUGCAUUUACUUUUAAGAGACAUGGUUGUUUUACUUGGCAAAUUCUUAACUUCAUGAAAGAAAUGAUUGUCCUACUUGGCAAUCUAUGCUUUUUGUGUUAAAAGAGUGCAUCACCUAAAUUAGUUUGACAUAAAGGUCGAGUUCAAGGAUAAGGAUAUUUAUAUUUUCAACUGUGAAAGAGGGAAGGAUGAUGAGCAAAUGUAGGUCAGAGUUAUUGUAAUCUUCUGAUUGAUGCUACUUUUGUACAUACUUCAUUUAGGUGAUGUGGGCCAUGGAGUACAACCCAAACAUAUAUUCAUUGUAUGACAAGACACUGGAACAACUUCCCGAUAAGUUAAAUGAUAAGCAGCUAAAACAAUAUGGGAAAUUUGAAAGGAGAAUAGUGAUAACUGGUGCAACGAAACAGAAUGAUGCACUUGCCAUUUUCCUAGUUGCAAGUGUUCUUGAAACGAAGAAAAAACGGCUUAUGAAAAAGGCGAAGGGCCUAGAUGAUGUUGUCCAGAUCUUGGGUGAGAUAACUGGGAAUUUGGAUGCAAAGAAAGCACUAAAUGAGGCUCUAAAGGUUCAUAAGAAGUACAUGAGCAAGGUGAAAAAGACCUAGAUGGAGUUGCUAUUCAUCAGUGCAGCAAGUACCCCUUUUGCUCAAUGUUUUGGUGUAUUUUUUAUGUUCAUUCUUUCUUGUGGGGGUGAUUUCUCCCUUCUUGCAUUUGGUGUAUAAUUGUUUCUAUUUUAUUACAAAGAAAAAAACUUGUUUAUAAUAGUCUUGCUAUGAGAUGUACAUGAUGUGUUAUGGUUGUAAUAGUUGAAUCACAUUCAUCAAUCUGAAAAUAUUGGAACAUCAAACUAU